Paramisgurnus dabryanus is the source of this 1879-nucleotide messenger RNA. Its product is annotated as protein SPMIP7. Lineage: Eukaryota; Metazoa; Chordata; Actinopteri; Cypriniformes; Cobitidae. The record is from RefSeq and is a predicted model, not a curated record.
UGUGACACAUUGCCUACCCCAUAAUGUGUGAUCUAUGUCACCACCUAGUGAUUAAAUCCAGUUAUUGUGUUCACUGGAUGCAUUACUUCAUUACACUUACAGUACAUCUCUUACCUGCAUCCAGCUCAAAAUAUACUGCACACAAAAGUGCCUGUUAUUGUAUUGAAUGGGUUUUACAUUAGCUGUAUUCACUGCGAGUCUUUUGAGUGUGUGUGUCAAUUAACAAAGAAACAUGUCAGUAAUUUGAACCCAUGCCGUGACACAGGAGCUCAUCUUUUGACAGUCUCCUGGCAACAACUAACCAGUGACUUCAUUCAACCCCAGACACCCGACCAUAGGAGAAAACAACAAAACUUUUACAAAAAAAAAAAAUUCUUCUAAUACGUUUGUUUUUUCUAUAAUGAAUGGAGGGGGAAUCUAUUCCACAUUACGUACGAUUUCUCAGGACGCCCGCUGUGAGUUCAGAUGGAGUGAGCGGGUGGCUAUGCAGACAUUUGAACGUGCCGUGCGAGAGAGGUCCAGAGGGGAGGUAUGACUUUCACAGCAUGGUUGAGAAAAACAGACGUGCUUUUUCCAAAUUCAAUCCUCAAGCCCAGCCGCCCGAUGGAAAUGCACCUCUGGCACCGUUGCGUGACAAUGUGCCCCUAAUGGAUCCGUGCUCGGGUCAACUAAGUGCCGGGGCACAGGUGCAUCUGGACUUAAGGAUUCGAAGCCCAUUCGUUGACAGAGUUUACACUGCAUCCGAUCUGUGGGUUCCUCCUGGGACAAAAGACCUCAGGCCUCAGACUCCUCCACUCAGACCUUCAGCUCUGCAGUAUGAUGAGUCUGAUCACAACAGGUGGAACUCUAGGUCAAAACUACAGGCAGCAGUGAGGGCCAGACUUGAAGGGCUGACUGUUAAACCCUUCAGUCCGAACAGCACUGAAAUAAAUACGGAUGCACAGCUGUCUGUACCUGAUAGUGUUAAGAUGGCAGCUCGACAAUUCAUCUACACUUCAACAACUCAAAGAGGUUAUGAAGAUGUGGACUGGGACUCAAAAUUACCUCCACGUCACAAACCUCCCUCGACUACACUGGAGAAAAUGGCUGACCGUGUGAGUCAACACUCCGUACUAAAGAGAUAUAAUAAGAGACCUGAGCUUUGGCAGGUGGGCCAUUGGUCCCACUGGACCAAAAAUCAGUUGCGUGCCACGUUUAACCCUAGGAAACCCAUAAGCUUCACCAGCCCAUGUCCAAAAUCAGGCCAUAUACCAUUAUACUGUGGCACAGUGGGCUCUGAAGACAUGGAUGGUGUGGACAACCCAGAUGAAGAUUUCAUACCUCUGACUGUUCUGCGGACCACAGUCCCUCCACAAACCCCGACAAGCUUCCGAAAUGCUAUACCUGGGUACACUGGUAAAGCCAGAUUUGACGGACCAAAAACCACAGCAGGCAAUCUACCUUCUGUAUCAUAUACACAGACAGCAGGGAGCAGUCCUGAUGGAUGUAGAUCCACCAUUUAUAGACGUAAAGCCCCUGUAUCAAGAAUGGUCACCACUGUACCACCGGGAAACCCCUACAUUCAUCCCUAAGACCCCAAAUGUUCAACUUAAUAUCUCUAGUAACAGAUUCAUGUAGAUACUUCAUUCAAAAGAAGAAUAAAUGCUAAAAGUGGUGGGAAAUGAGCAGCUUCCUUUUCAUGAAAUCUAAUCUGUGUUUGUGAAUAGAUCUGUAAUAAUGCUAUGGCAAUGACUGAUUCUGUGUAAUAAUGAGAUGCUUUAUUAGCACAAUUUCCUUUGAUUUAGAUGAGUGCUUCUGAAAAUGUGGAGGCUGUUACGUUGUCUCAAACAGACUUACGUAGUUGCGCACACCACGUGUGUCCAUGCGGAUAAAUGAGCAA